CACGUCCCAAAAUGCAUCACGCGACCGCGUCUCCUACUACCGCGCAAGAGCGGAACCGCCUUUGCUUUCCGGCUAGUAUUUAGGCACAGCAGCUCAACAGAAAAGAUGAGUGAGGAAUCCAAUGAUGACAAGAAGCCAACGACCAAGUUUGAACUAGAGCGAGAAACAGAGCUUCGAUUUGAGGUGGAGGCAUCUCAGUCAGUUCAGUUGGAGUUGCUGGCUGGCAUGGCAGAGAUCUUUGGCACAGAACUGACCAGAAACAAGAAAUUCACCUUUGAUGCUGGUGCCAAGGUGGCUGUUUUCACUUGGCAUGGCUGUUCUCUGCAGUUGAGUGGCCGGACCGAGGUGGCUUAUGUCUCUAAGGACACCCCUAUGUUGCUUUACCUUAACACUCAUACAGCCUUGGAGCAGAUGCGGAGGCAGGCAGAAAAGGAAGAAGAGAGAGGCCCCCGAGUGAUGGUUGUGGGUCCUACUGAUGUGGGCAAGUCCACGGUGUGCCGGCUGCUACUCAACUACGCAGUGCGUUUGGGCCGACGUCCUACUUACGUGGAGUUGGAUGUAGGGCAGGGCUCUGUGUCCAUUCCUGGUACCAUGGGGGCCCUGUACAUUGAGCGACCCGCAGAUGUGGAAGAAGGUUUCUCCAUCCAGGCACCUCUUGUGUAUCAUUUUGGCUCCACCACUCCUGGCACCAACAUCAAGCUUUACAACAAGAUUACAUCUCGUUUAGCAGAUGUGUUCAACCAAAGGUGUGAAGUGAAUAGAAGAGCUUCUGUGAGUGGCUGUGUCAUCAACACCUGUGGCUGGGUCAAGGGUUAUGGUUACCAGGCCCUGGUGCACGCAGCUUCAGCCUUUGAGGUGGAUGUGGUUGUGGUUCUGGAUCAAGAACGACUGUACAACGAGUUGAAAAGGGACCUGCCUCAUUUUGUUCGAACUGUGCUGCUCCCAAAAUCAGGGGGUGUGGUAGAACGCUCCAAGGACUUCCGGCGGGAAUGUAGGGAUGAACGUAUCCGUGAAUAUUUCUAUGGAUUCCGAGGCUGUUUCUAUCCCCAUGCCUUCAAUGUCAAAUUUUCUGAUGUGAAAAUCUACAAAGUUGGGGCACCCACCAUCCCAGACUCGUGUUUACCUCUGGGCAUGUCUCAGGAAGACAAUCAGCUCAAGUUAGUACCUGUCACCCCUGGUAGAGAUAUGGUGCACCAUCUCCUGAGUGUCAGCACUGCUGAGGGCACAGAAGAGAACCUUUCUGAGACAAGUGUGGCUGGAUUCAUUGUUGUGACCAGUGUGGACGUGGAACACCAGGUGUUUACUGUCUUGUCUCCAGCCCCCCGCCCACUGCCUAAGAACUUUCUUCUCAUCAUGGAUAUCCGGUUCAUGGAUCUCAAGUAGUGAUUAGCAAGGAGCCUCACUUUCUGCGCCCUAGAGUUCUGACCAUCACCAAAGCAGAUGGAAUGAGCUCUGGCAGUCUUACUAAGUCAACUGACAAGGCCCAACUAGCAGAGAGCACAUCCUCUACCUCUUGAAACAGUGGCAGUAGCCAGAGUCCUGGCUAUUAUUUGGUUCAUUUACCUGGAACCAAAAGGAGAGCGCUCAAAAAGAAAAUCUGAAUAUUUUUUUAAGAUCGCCUAAGGUACCAUUUUAAAGAUUCCAAGACCCUAGAGAACUCCAUGUCUUCCUAUGCUACCAUGUAGGUUUUCUUGUUAUCAUUUUCUACUGUCUCGGUAUAGUAUUUGUUAUAUUAUUUAACCAGGACGGACGUGAGAAAGAGUUCAAACUUUAAAACAAUUAAUUUUAAUAAAUAUUAUUGUCAUAGAA
Rattus norvegicus (Norway rat) is the source of this 1809-nucleotide messenger RNA. RefSeq names its product cleavage factor polyribonucleotide kinase subunit 1 (gene Clp1). Gene Ontology annotation, molecular function: ATP binding; ATP-dependent polynucleotide 5'-hydroxyl-kinase activity; polynucleotide 5'-hydroxyl-kinase activity. The transcript has 3 exons. Gene Ontology annotation, cellular component: nucleus; mRNA cleavage factor complex; tRNA-intron endonuclease complex. Bases 106 to 1383 code for a protein of 425 amino acids. Gene Ontology annotation, biological process: mRNA 3'-end processing; tRNA-type intron splice site recognition and cleavage; RNA processing. The record is from RefSeq and is marked provisional. Lineage: Eukaryota; Metazoa; Chordata; Mammalia; Rodentia; Muridae.